Messenger RNA from Eleginops maclovinus (Patagonian blennie), 3425 nucleotides. Its product is annotated as tripartite motif-containing protein 16-like. Gene Ontology annotation, molecular function: protein binding; zinc ion binding. Lineage: Eukaryota; Metazoa; Chordata; Actinopteri; Perciformes; Eleginopidae. The record is from RefSeq and is a predicted model, not a curated record.
CAUUCAGAAACACUGAGAGGCAAAAUGGCGCAGCAAGAAAAUCCGCUGGACCAAGAUAAAUUCAGCUGUUCGAUCUGUCUGGAGCUACUGAAGGAACCGGUGACUAUUCCUUGUGGACACAACUACUGCAUGAAGUGUAUUCAAUGCCACUGGGAUGAGAUGCUAAUCUACAGCUGCCCUGUGUGUAGACAGGACUUUAUGCCAAGGCCUGUCCUGGCGAAAAACACCAUGCUAGCAGAUUUAGUGGAGGAGCUGAAGAAGACUGGACUCCAAGCUGCUCCUGCUGAUCACUGCUAUGCUGGACCUGAAGAUGUGGGAUGUGAUUUCUGCACUGGGAGAAAACUGAGAGCCUUGAAGUCCUGUCUGCAGUGUGUGGCCUCCUACUGUGAGAAACACCUCCAGCCUCACUAUGAAUCAGCUCCAUUCAAGAAACACAAGCUGGUGGAGCCCUCCAAGAAGCUCCAGGAGAACAUGUGCUCACAUCACGACGAGGUGAUGAAGAUGUUCUGCCGCACUGAUCAGCAGUGUAUCUGUUUAAUCUGCACUAUGGAGGAACAUAAAGGCCACAACACAGUGUCAGCUGCAGCAGAGAGGACUGAGAGGCAGAAAGUGCUCGAUGAGGGUCGAAUAAACAUCCUGCAGGGAAUCCAGGACAGACAGAAAGAUGUGAAGCUGCUUAAACAGGAAGCUGAGGCCAUCGAUCGCUCUGCUGAUAAAGCAGUGGAUGACAGUGAGAAGAUGUUCACUGAGCUGAUCCGUCUCCUGGAGGAAAGAAGCUCUGAUGUGAAGCAGCAGGUCAGAUCCAAGCAGAAGAGUGAAGUGAGUCGAGUCAAAGAGCUUCAGGAGAAGCUGGAGCAGGAGAUCUCUGAGCUGAAGAGGAGAGAAUCCGAGCUGCAGAAGUUCUCAUCCACAGAGGAUCACACCCAGUUCCUGCACAGCUACCCCUCUCUGUCAGCCCUCAGUGUAUCUAAACACUUAUCCAGCAUCAAAAUCCGUCCUCUGAGAUACUUUGAGGACGUGACAGUGGCCGUGUCGAUCAGAGAUAAACUGCAGGACAUCCUGAAGAAGACAUGGACAAACAUCUCACUGAUGGUGAGUGAAGUGAACGUUUUACUGCCACCACCAGAGCCAAAAACCAGAGCUGGAUUCCUAAAAUAUUCACAUGACAUUACACUGGAUCCAAGCACAGCAAACAUACGGCUGGUAUUAUCUGAGGGAGACAAAAAAGCAACAUUCUUGAGGAUUUCCCCGUUGGUGUUGUUGCGGGUUUUUUACAGUUACCCAGGCAGAUUCAAUGUAGGGCCUCAGGUCCUGAGCAAAGAGAGUCUGACUGGACGUUGUUACUGGGAAGUGGAGUGGAGUGGGAGGGGAGUUUGGGUUGCGCUUGCAUACAAGAACAUCAGCGGAACAGGAAGUUUGGAUGAACGUUUGUUUGACAGGUCUUGGGCAUUAUAUUGUGACAAUGACGGUUUUACCUUUUGGUACAACAACAUCAAAACUCCCGUCUCAGGUCCUCAGUCCUCCAGAGUAGGGGUGUACCUGGAUCACGAUGCAGGUAUUCUGUCCUUCUACAGCAUCUCUAAAACCAUGACUCUCCUCCACAGAGUCCAGACCACAUUCACUCAGCCGCUCCAUGCUGUACUUUGGUUUAAUAAUUGUCUUCCUGCCACUGCUGAGAUCUGCACCCUCAAGUAGACAAGGGUCAUUUAAGUCCAGCUCAGUCAGUUGCAAUUAUGUUCAGUCAGUUAACUUUGGGGUAAAUUUACUACUGAAGUACAAAAGUUAUUGGACAAAAAAAAGAUGGCGAACAGUUGUUUCCUUGGUGAAAGUCUUGUGUUUGGUGUUCCUGCAAGAAUGAAACUAUGCUGAUUUUAGAGCAUAUUUUUGGCUCAGAAACUGUUGGUGACAGCAGGUUUAACACGAGAUGUACCUUUAUUAAUCUCUGUGGAGAAAUGUGAGUGUUUAUGCAGCAACAGAAGAGAGGAAAAACAGUACAGGUUCACACAGGGAUAUGAAACACAAAUUAGAAAUUUAAAAUUCUAAAGAAUAAAAAAUAUAUUCAGAUAAGUAACGAGAGAAUUGUUAAAAAUAUACACAUGUACAGUAUGUGUUCAGAGACAGAGUGCAGGUCAAAGUUAUUGUGCAAGAGUGCAGGCUUUAUGUGCAGUCCGGGUUACUGUCAGUGAGUCACAUGGUUAACCCCUUGGUGUGCAGCCUGAUGGCUACAGGCACAAAGGAGUUUCCCAGGCGCGUAGUGCUGUGCCGAGGUGGGAUGAGUCUGUGGCUGAACGUACUCCUCAUCUUCACUAGCUCUGCAUGGAUGGGUGGGUUAUCCAGGAUACUGUCCAGUUUCCUCGUCAUCCUUCCUUCAGCCACCUUUUCCAGAUUGUCCAGUUUAACUCCAACAACAGAGCUAGCUUUCCUCAGGAGUUUGUUCAGCCUGUCAGCAUCCCUUUAGUUGGUGUCCCCCCCAGCACACCACGGCAAAGAAGAGCACACUGGCCCCCACAGACUGGUAGAACGUCUGCAGCAGCCUCUUGCACACGUUGAAGGACCUGAGCCUCCUCAGCAGGUAAUUCUGUUACCUUUAGAAUUUAUUUAGACUGCGUGUUGGAUUCUGACAGCUAAUAGUUGUGGCAUUUCUUCCACUGUCAAUCAACGCAUUGAAACGCCUCUAUUUGACUGCUUUGUUUACUUAGGUAACGUAAUGACAUUUGGGAACAUUAAAGCAUGAAGCAAGCAGAAAUCUAUUAUCACAUUUAUGCUUUGUUAUUUUGGGAUAUUAUACAGCUGUAAUUAUCCUGAUCAUAAUCAAUAGGAGAUGAUUCAUUAUUUGGGAUUCUGAUCAAACAAAGGGAUGUGUGGAUUAAAUGAUUGAACCAUUCAUUUCAUAGACUUACUUAUGGGAUGUGUGAACAAACUGCAGCAUGAUGAAUAAGAAAGAUAAGAUAGACCUUUAUUGAUCCCUGUAGGGAAAUGCAUGUGUUACAUCAGCAACAGACUAAGAGAAACAUAUGAGACACACAAGGAUUAAAAUAAAAAGAAUGUACAUAUUUACAGAUAUGUGAUCAAGGUUUAAUAUAUACAUUUAAAUGUGCAGGUAAAUUAACAAAGCAUUUUUCUUCUUGUCUUCGUUUAAGGUAUCAUUUGAAGCUAAUGUGAGGGUUAAACUGAGGCACUUCCUCCUGAAACACCAUCAGUGUUCAUGCGAAGAACUUUUUUUUUUCUGUCCUGCUGGAUAUCUUACAUGUCAAUAUGUUUAAUCCCAAUGUGUAUGAAAUAAUAAUCUGAAUUUGUAAAGUUACUAAAGCUGUCUUAUAAAUGAAAUGAAUGAAAAGACGACAUUUGAGUUUCUAAUUUUAAUAUUGCAGUUGCUGUUUUGAUUAAAGUUUAAAAUAAAGUGCUCAAAAACUGUUGAAAAGGCA